AGCGUAGCGUGAAGUAAGCCCAUAGAAAAGGUUUGUGAGUGAUGUAAGCCCACAAACAUUUUACCCCAACAGCUGUCAAGUAUCGGUGUUUAUGUUUGUUUUGUAGAAUAAGUUCAUAGGACUUGCAAAUAGAAAAUGAAAACGAACGAUAAAACGCAUUUUCAUCAACCAAAGGGUGGUGCAGCGAGUGACCAUCGAAAUAAAAGUAAUCGCGGUCAAGGCAAACGAAAGGAUAAAUUUUUCCGUGAAGUUUCCAAGUCAGAAACGAAUACAUUUCAACAUCACAAUAAGGACAAAAGUGCCGGUGCUAAUCGGCCACCCGGAAAGCAUGGCCCCCCAGGCGUACGUAAAACGGUAGCAUUUAAGCCAAAACAUAAUCAACAACCUGGCAAGGACGGUAAAUAUGCGACGAACGGUAACAGGAAUAAAGGUCGACCACAAAACGGCAAGCAGCAGGGUGGUUAUAAAAAACAACAUUCAUCUGCACCGGGGAAACCGGCUGCAGCAGCAACCGAGAUCCGAUACGAAAGCAAACCGGAAAAGGUAAACUAUUGCCUAGCACCGGAGCGCCUGGAAGCUCAAUCGCGAGCGAUGAAGCAUUUCGAACGGCAGGAACGCGAGCAGGAGUUCGAACGAAAGAAGCACGAUCGCCAGCAGAAGCACAAAAUGAUGACGCAGAAAACGCGCAAAGGACAGCCGGUAAUGCAGGGCCGGCUGGAGCUGCUGUACGAGAAGGUUAAAAAAGUGGUCGGCGUGCAGUGAGCGAGGAGUUCGGACACGAAAGCAAUCGAUCUAAAGUGUAAUAAAUAAGCAAAACAACAGGCACAACACUUGUUGGUUUCCGUUUUGCUAGGCUGUAUAAAAAAGGC
Molecule: messenger RNA, 869 nt
Organism: Anopheles funestus (African malaria mosquito)
Lineage: Eukaryota; Metazoa; Arthropoda; Insecta; Diptera; Culicidae
Exons: 1
Coding region: 136-762 (208 amino acids)
Source: RefSeq, a predicted model, not a curated record